AUGGCCAGAAAAACUGGCAAGUCACAUCCAGUCUACACUCCGGGUGAACAGAAUGCUCUUGACAUGUACAUGGACGGGCUAUCUCUGAACUCAGAUGAGUCUGACACUGGCACCUACGACGACGACGAUGCCAGCUCUAUUCUUAGCAGCCAGACUGCCCAGCACAGAGCAACAAGCAGCACUAUCCCUGGUUCAAGUGCAGAGAUUUACCAGCAAUUCCGUGAUAAGAAGCUUCAAGAGGUCCAGUUACUCAACCAACAGCUCAUAGCUGAACGCGACGAGAUGAAACUGCAACUCCGUCAACUGCAAGCAGGUUUGAAGAGCAUGAAGGAACAGCAGAAACAACGUCCCAACACUAACAACAGCAACAGCAAUGAUGAUGGAAGCGACAACGACGGCAACAGCAAGAAAUCACAUCCAAAGCGACCCAGUCCUACAACGGGCAAUGCUGCCCACGACAAAAAGAUUGGUGAAAUGGGCAGGCGAUUCUGGCUUCUCAACGAGAUGUUCAUUGACAAGAAUUGGUUUAUGAAAGAAAAGCCGGCGAAUAACAGCAUGGAAGGCCGCUAUCCUCCAGAGAAGGACAAGCAGGAGGAGGCGCCUGUUUAA
This is a messenger RNA of Coprinopsis cinerea okayama7#130, 609 nucleotides long. RefSeq lists its product as hypothetical. Bases 1 to 609 code for a protein of 202 amino acids. The record is from RefSeq and is a predicted model, not a curated record. The transcript has 2 exons. NCBI's taxonomy places the organism in Eukaryota, Fungi, Basidiomycota, Agaricomycetes, Agaricales, Psathyrellaceae.